UUCUGUGAGAGUAGGAGGGGAAGUAUUACAACACAGACAACUCAACAUGGAGGAACCCGUCCACUGCCUGCUGUUUAAAUAAUGCAGAUGAUAAAACAGCCUCCUUCAUGAAAUGACUCAUUCUGAGCGUUCCAGUAUCUGACUGGCUGAGUGAAAACAGAAUUAGAAAUAAAGGACAGCAAGGGAUAAAAAGAGGAGGAUGAAGAAACAAAGCUGUAAGAAGAGACAAGAGACGGAGCUGUCCUCCCUCUGCAAACCCAAGAAGAAGAAACAAGCCACGAGACAACACUGCCCCAAGACAUCUGCAGGACACAAACACUCUCAAAAUAAAUCUCAACUUCCUGUUACAUGUGGUCAUAAAGAGGGCAUCUUGCAUUUGAAGAAAUAUAAUAACAAACAGAAGUGCAUCUUCAGUGAAGGCCAGUGGUUCAAGCCCACUGAGUUUGAGAGGUUUGGGAUGAAGGACAGGAACAAAAAGUGGAGAACCAGCAUCCUUUGCACAGGCAUUCCACUCCAGAAGCUCAUAGAGGAUGGCUUUCUUUCAUCUACAAACUUUCAGAAAAGCAAGGUUCAGGAUGCACAGAAGAAAAAAAGCCCUGUGGGUUUGGAAAAACUGGAAUCAGAUGAGAUCGCCAGUGAUAGUCAAGAUAUUGAUGAUGAAGAUGAUGUUAUUGACUUGAGCAUGUUUGAAGGUCCAACCCUACCUGUUACUUGUGGUUCUGAAUCUGGCAUCCUACACAAAUGUCGCUUUGCCAAAGGGCAUCGUGGGAGAUGCAUAAGAACAGAGAACUUCUGGCUCACACCUGAGGAUUUCAUCAAACUGAACAAACCAGAUGGAACAUGGAGGAAAGACAUUGUGACCAAUGAGAUACCUUUAGGAAAACUUAUAAUGAAAAGAGUUUUGGAACCGCAUAUGAUAAACUGUUACUGUGAGAUUUGUGAAGAAGAAGAUCAAUACCAAAAUGAUGACGUGUGUUUCGUGUGUAACUCUGAGGGAGAUCUUGUGUGUUGUGACGAGUGUCCACGAGCUUUUCAUUCACACUGUCAUCUACCAGCUGCAGACGGAGACUCACUUGGAAGCAAGUGGAGCUGCACAUUCUGUGUGAUGAAGAAUAUGAAAGAUUCCAGUCAAAAGACCCAACAGGAAGUUUUGAGCAGUCCAGUCUCUCAGUACACACUGCACUGUCAGUACCUGCUGUUACACCUGCUACAUGAGAGCAUGACUGAGCCCUGCACUAAUGUUUCAGGAUACAGUAAGAAUAUUUGUAGUCCCAUGAUGCUGGGCAGAGUGAAGCUGAACCUGGAGAAUAACGAUUAUCAAACAGUGCAAGAGUUUGUCUCCGAUAUUGAACAGAUUUUCAACAACUGCUGCACCUCCAACGGAGAUAAUGACUCCAGUAGAAUGACCUCUAGGCUGAAGGAAGCAUUCAAGAAGGAGUUUGAAACUGUCUUUAAGCUCCUAUAACAUCAUGCUGUGGGUUGAUUGUUGAUGUCAAUACAGAAGUUACUAUAGGGUUUUUAUAUUUAAAGCAACAAGAGCACAUUCAUUUUAAUAAGUUUUUAAAUGACAGCAACCAUGGUCAACCUCCAGUCAUUUAGCCUGUCCAUAUCAAUGUACCUUAAAGGUGAAGUGUGUCAUUUUUUGUGUCCUUAGCACAAAGUGGGUUUCCUAAACAGUCAUUAUGUCUUCUUUUGUUCAUCUUCCACAGCCCUGCUCCAAACUCACAGUAUUGGUUGAAGUUGUUUGACCACUGAAAUAAACACUGUACUGUUUAAAUGAA
This is a messenger RNA of Megalobrama amblycephala (Wuchang bream), 1781 nucleotides long. Its product is annotated as nuclear body protein SP140-like. The coding region runs from base 200 to 1465 and encodes 421 amino acids. Lineage: Eukaryota; Metazoa; Chordata; Actinopteri; Cypriniformes; Xenocyprididae. The transcript is spliced from 13 exons. The record is from RefSeq and is a predicted model, not a curated record. Gene Ontology annotation, biological process: regulation of transcription by RNA polymerase II. Gene Ontology annotation, molecular function: DNA-binding transcription factor activity, RNA polymerase II-specific; protein binding; DNA binding. Gene Ontology annotation, cellular component: nucleus.